CUCCCUAUAGCUCACACCCUCUAGUCCUGGCACUCCUUCAAAAACACCAAGCUCCUGUCAAGCAGCAAGCCGAACCCUCCUCUGUUCUACGCCCUGACACCAUGACACCAGAAGGUAUGUAUUUUACGGCCUCAAGAAGGUUUGUUAUCUGUUGCUGCGGAAACAGCGGACAAAGCACUUAAUUGGCACCCACAGUAAAUUAAGCUCACACUCACGGGAAGCCCCAUGCGAUGAAUAGUUAAUUUCCCCCUCCUGCUGCUAAUGAAAAGCGAUCUUUAAUUCAUUGUCCAUCCCAUAAGGAAGUUUACUCAAUAUGGGGAAAUGUUUGAAAAGUCCUCCGCACGUCACACUCCGAUGGGAGAUAUAAUUGGGACAAUGGCUAUUGCUGGUCGCUACCUGUUUUAAUGUCCACACGCUUGCUGGACUUAUUACAGAGCAAUACUGUGUGUGUACAGUGUGUGUGUGUGCUCCCUCCUCUACCUGUCCUGUCCGCUGCCAGUUUGUUCAUGUACAAGCCGGAGUAGGGAAUAAUUCUCGACUGUGUUGAUGUCCGAUCCUGGAGAUUUUUACACCACGAUAAGGCCGCACAAGGAUUUUUGGAGAGGCUGUCUUCAAAGUCGAUAAUGCAUUUGUCAUUUCUCUGUCAUUGGAAUGAAACGGCGAGGGACAGAAAUAGCAGCGGCGAUAUUUGGGAUCAUCAUUCUCCUGGGAGUCAUCGCUGGCAUUGCCAUUUGCUUUGGCAUGUGUAUGAAUAACUACUGGAACUCGCGUGUGGGGGUCAUGCAGGGACCUCAGCUCAAUACCGUCACGCGAUUCAACGCCUCACCUUCUCCUCCCCCCUACAGUCACAACCAAGAGAUGGAUGAUGCUGGCGAUCCACCCCCACCAUAUAGUCUCACGUCUCCAGCUGCUCCACAGUCUACGCCACCCCCACCUUACCCAGGCUGCUCAAGUAAAUAAACUCCCCAACGCCCGAUGUUAUUGAACGCUGGAAACCGGAUGCUGAUUGGGGAAGGUCAUCGCUCCAUAAUGAACGCGGGUGCCUCGGGCUGCUAGAAGGAAUGUGCCGUCAUACCCCUGACUUAUUCCAGCUCCGCGGCCGAACGCUAAUGACAUCCUCGAUUCUUUAAGCAACAUCCAAGAUGGCCACCAACCCAGGCGGCCAUUUGCAUGCGGGCCACCGCAGUAGAUCUACAAUCACAUAUUACAAUCGCUCCACACUCUAAAAUCCCCACUCCUACAGUAACAUUUCUUACCCUAACUAUGAUCUUCUUAAACUUGGACUUUGAUGGCUUUACCUUUAACGUUAUUCCCUUAUCAUGUAUCU
Amblyraja radiata (thorny skate) is the source of this 1327-nucleotide messenger RNA. It is a transcript of the gene cyyr1, whose product is annotated as cysteine/tyrosine-rich 1. NCBI's taxonomy places the organism in Eukaryota, Metazoa, Chordata, Chondrichthyes, Rajiformes, Rajidae. The transcript is spliced from 3 exons. The coding region runs from base 652 to 960 and encodes 102 amino acids. The record is from RefSeq and is a predicted model, not a curated record.